Somion occarium is the source of this 1768-nucleotide messenger RNA. NCBI's taxonomy places the organism in Eukaryota, Fungi, Basidiomycota, Agaricomycetes, Polyporales, Cerrenaceae. The record is from the annotation of a GenBank genome assembly.
UUUCCUUUCGCUCGUCAGUCACAAUAAGCAAGGGGUCGCAAACGUUUGCGCUCUAUUAUUAGCCUCUAUGCCCUCUAUGCCAGUCUCGUACCCACCCUCUAUACCAAUGAUUCAUGAAGAGGCUUCUUUCCUUCACACCCAAAUCCGAUGACCCCCCGAUCAAACGCUCAUAUGAUCUGAUUCGGACAUGCAGAAUGCCUUUACUUUCACCUUUCGACGCGCGAUUUACGUCUAACAUCGCGUACUGUUUUGAUAGUGGGAAUUCUCAGCGGUGGAAAGUUCAUAAAUAAUACCGCCUGGGACGUCCCCUUCAUCUUGACUUUCCCGUUGCUUCACUGGUCUGACUCUCUUACAUUUUCCCUCUGAAACCACCUCCAAUUACGCGCGAUCCGCUCAAAGUGAGUUCUCGACGUUAACUCCUAAUACCGCAAGUUUAACGAGGCAAUGCUUUGCAGCUUUAUGAUGUUUCGUUUAGCAAGACUCGGACUUUCCGGAACUGCCCGGCGCUUCACCACAGUCGCUUCUGACCGUGCAGCAGGACUGCAGUAUAACGGCACCACGUACCCAUUCAGGUGGCUUCGCGAUUCGUGCCAAUGUCCACAAUGUGUGCAUCCGUCUAACAAGCAGAAGCUACAUCGCACUUCUGAUAUUGGCGCGGACAUAAGCCCCGCUCCCAAUGGUGUAGAAGUUCGCAAUGAUGGGGUGCAGAUCAAAUGGGCGUCGGGACACAGUUCAUUCUACUCCAGUGAUCUUCUUCAUAACCAUGCUUCUCCACAAAACUUGCAUAAAUUCCAUCAAGAUGUCGAUCCGGUCGCCUGGGACGGGAAACGCAUUCGCUCUUCGAAAACACUUUUCAUACCGUACGAGGAGAUGAAGACGAAGGCGGGUAUGCUGAAGGCUUUCGAGCAAUUAGUUCGCUACGGAUUGCUUCUGGUCACUGGGGUUCCCAACGCGGAGACGUCGAAUGAGACCUGCGAGACUCGCGCUCUGGUUGAGAAGUUCGGCGAGGUUCGUAAAACCUUCUAUGGCGACCUCUGGGACGUGCAGAACGUUCGCAAUAGCACGAAUAUCGCUUAUACCAAUCUCGAUCUUGGCUUUCAUAUUGACUUGGAGUAUUUCCACCACCCUCCGCGAUAUCAGUUCCUCCAUUGUCUGCGCAACAGAGUGAAAGGAGGCGUUUCUCUCUUCGUCGACGGACUCUAUGCUGCUGAAGAACUACGAAAGACCCACCCAGCGGAUUUUGAUGUGUUGACCAAAACGCCGGUCACUUUCCACUAUAUCAAUAAUGGACACCACUUGCACAACGCGCAUCCUACCAUCGAGCUGGCACCUUUCUCUAUGAACGUAGACGAACCCAAGCCUAUACGCCAUAUCAAUUAUGCCCCACCCUUCCAAGCGCCACUUCCAUUGUCGACUCCACCAGAGUUUUACUCUGCUCUCGAGCGUUUUUCUUCUCUUCUCGAGAGACCCUCCGUUCGGUAUGAGUACACUCUUCGGGAGGGUGAUGCGGUGGUAUUCGACAAUCGUCGCGUCCUCCAUGCAAGGACUGCUUUCACGGACGCUGCUAGUGAGGAUGAAGAGGUCAAUCGGUGGUUGAAGGGUUGUUACAUUGAUGGAGAUAGGGUUUUGGAUCGUCUGCGAGUCCUCAGAUCUACACAGUGAAAAUAAUAAAUAGCAAUCAUGACAUCCGUUGACGGACGUUGGGCGACAUGUAAUAUCAAAUGUUCCAAAUGCACAUGGGUCACUAGGCUACCCUCUUUGUGGCUAG